AAGAAAAAAAUUUAAAUAUUUUAUGAUAUAUAAAUUUAUUUGAAAUAUAAUUAUUUAUUAAGUUUAUAAAAUAUAUAAUGCACAUGAGCUUUUAUUAUGCGAUAAAAAUACUAUAAAAUUAAAUAUAUUUAAUAAAAUAUUAUAUUAAAUCUCAAAUUAUUAAAUAUUUUUAUAUUAUUAUUUUUAUAAUUUAAAUUUACACGUGUAACGCACGUAACGAGUAAUUCAAAAAAAAUAAAAUAAGAUUAGAAUUUAAAAAAAAAAAGAUUGAAUAAUUUAAAGGAUAUAGAUAUAAACUUAAAGAAAGCCACGAGCAAUUUAUUUAAACGACAUCUUGCAGCUACAUGGAACUUUGUAGGACCGCAUCUUUCUCUCUGUUUUCUAUUAAGCAGUUGACCACGUGGAACUGUCCAUUUAAGUGGGAAAUAUUUAAUAACAAUUAAUAGAACAGAGAGCUACAAAUUUCCAGUGAUACCCAUUUCCCUAAUCGUUCUUGCUUCAAGUUCGUUCUGCUAUAAAGAAAGAGAAAACCCAGUACUUUGUUCUCUGGAAUCUUUUUCAUCAUCGGCAAUCAAUUCUGGAUUCCUUCGAGAUGUGGGUUCUGUGAUCAUAUUUUGGUUUCUUUUCUUGAACCAAAUUCUUUAAAGAUUGAAGUGAAAAUACCCUUUCUAAUUUUAUCAUUCUUUGCAAGAUUGAAUUCCAAGUUUUGCAGAGGAGUCAGGGUUGAUCAUUAAUUUUUUACAGCAACAGCAACAUUAUAGUCAUUUGGGUUGGUUUUGGUACAACACUUUUUAUCAAUCUUGGCAAGAAAGAACCAUGGAUAAUCUUCCUGACGAUCUUGUCAGUCACAUCCUCUCUUUUCUUCCAAUAAGGGACGUAACUCGAUGUACAACCAUAUCUAGUAGAUUUGGAGAGUUAGGCAACAGGAUUCUUGCUCAAAGCCUAAAGAUAGAUUCAAGAACAGUAGGAGCCGAUCCAAGAACACGCCGUAAAUAUUCCUUUUCUUUUGAUAGACAGUGGAGGGAAUUAUUGCGAGAGAGGAGUAUGGCAACGUUUAUUCUGUUCUGGGAGUUCAGUGUUGCACCUCUUGCAGAAAGACGUAACGCAAUCAGAUGGAUAAAUUAUGCUGCGGCUCGUAAUGCCAAAGUGAUGAUCAUUCAUCUACAGAAUACUCUUUAUCUGCCACCAUCUGUCUAUAAAUUGAAAUCGCUGGAGUAUCUUUCUUUGAGUAAUAUUAAAAUGAUGCGAUUGUAUGACAAUGAAGUUCGUUUUGGUUCACUUGAGGUCCUAUCUUUAUGCCACGUAAGAGUUACUAAAUCCCCCUUGCUUGGAGAAUGGAUAACAGCAAAUUUCCCUAGACUAAAGGAACUGAAUUUUAUAUCUGUAGAAGGGGUACGACUUCUUAAUGUUUCAAGCACAUCCCUUGAAAAGUUUUGUCUUUCUAAGAGCAUUAAGGAUGAUCUCCACAGUGUCGACGUUUCAGCUGAGAGACUUAGGGUGAUGAUUGUUUGGUAUGUGACUAGCCCGGAUACUAGGCAAUCUACUUCAUUAAGAAUUACCGCGCAAAAUCUUGAAUCUUUGACUCUAGAUGGAGACAUUCUUGAUGAGUAUCGAUUAACAAACUUAAACAAUCUUCAGGAAGCUUAUCUUUACUAUAAUGGGCGUGAUUCUUUGGAAGAAGGCAGAAUGGUGGGUCAAAGGGUAGAAAUUGUUCGCGGCGUAAGUCAGGCUAGACGUGUAUUCUCACAUGAAUUUUUCGUCAAGCCACUGAUUGAAAGAGGACUGCUGCGGCGACUAGCAACAUUUGGCAGAGCAGAAUCCUUCUUUCUUUACGUUGAGUCACUGGACUUCCCAUUCCGUUUAAUUGCUUCGUUCGUUAAGGCAUUAUUACGGCCGAAUCUGAGGAUGAUUAGUAUUACGUAUAUCAAGCACUCAGUGACUUCGCCUGAGGGAACUUUCUUUCAGAGUCAGAUAACCCAAAUGGGUACGGAUCUGAUGCAGAAAACCGUUCGUGAUGAACUGGAGACUGUGACUGACAUAGAGAUAGACAUAGAUGAUGAUUCAGACUGUAUUUCAAGAGUACAGAUAUUCUUCCAAACAUAGAUAGUUAGAGUUAUGAGAUAUUGUAGUAAGGAUGAUGAAGUCUCUGGUCAUUUCUUUGUUCUUUGUUUGUUUUGUCUGAAUUGGCAGUAAGUAGCACAUUUAUUAGGAAGUUUAUAUUUUGGGUUAAGGAA
Messenger RNA from Ricinus communis (castor bean), 2234 nucleotides. RefSeq names its product F-box/LRR-repeat protein At4g14103-like. The record is from RefSeq and is a predicted model, not a curated record. The transcript is spliced from 3 exons. The coding region runs from base 817 to 2103 and encodes 428 amino acids. Gene Ontology annotation, molecular function: protein binding. Lineage: Eukaryota; Viridiplantae; Streptophyta; Magnoliopsida; Malpighiales; Euphorbiaceae.